GAAGAUGGCGACAAUGCGAGAGGUUGAUACAGCAAUGUGGCUCCAUAAUAAGUUGUCUAGCGACGAUAUGUGGUCGGGAACUAAUAUCUGGUCAAUGUUAACAACUCAUGUACUAAGAAAUAUACAAGAUUGUUUCCAUACAUUAAACUCUCAUGUUAAAAUUAAACUGCUCAUGUCGUUUCUCUAUAUCCCGAGAAGAAGUGCACAGGAGAUGAGUUCAGAAUUAAAUGAUAUUUUAGAAAUAGGCUCAAGUGAUUCAGAUGAUUGGGUGAGAAUUCUUUCGGAGAUAUUAAGAAAUUAUCCAGAAACAGGAAACCUUAACGUUGAUCUAGAAAAUGUUAGUCCUGUGUUUGCCUCGAUUGUUCAAGACAUCAGACAAACGAUGAGUAACAGCAAAAAUCAAUCAAAUUUACUACCAAUGGAAUGUCCAUAUUUGAACAGAGGAGCUUUACUUGCAACAAUUGGAGCUCAACCAGCACCAUCUAAACAUUUUACAUUGAGAAGAAAACCUAAAUCUGCUGCUUUGAAGGCUGAACUAUUUCAGAAAGCAACAGAAUCGUCAUCUGGUCUGAAACGUUCUCAUUCUUUAAUCGCUGGUUCAACCGGUAAUUUGAAAAGAUCUGACAGUAUUGGUAAAUCUCCAGUGAAACAGAAUAUUCCACUUGCUCGAGUGCACAGUAAAACAGCACCAAGUGCAGGAACGUCAGCGCUACGUAGUCUUUCAGCUGCUUCACUUAAACAGCAAAAUAGAACAGCAAAGUUGUUAGACAUUAAUGAGCAGCCCAUUGGAGGUGGGGUGAGAGAAGCGAAACGCAGAAAGAAGUUGAUAACAGCUGAAAUGGAGCAGUUAUUGGAAGAGGACAGAAAGAAGAAAGAAUUAUCUAAAGCACAGGAAACCGCUACACCAGAAUACGCUAUUGGACUAACCAAUCCAUCAGAGACACCUCAAUCAACUGCAAGCUCAACACAAGCAACAACUACUACACCAUCGUAUGCUUCAAUGGCUGGACUUAAUACUCAUCUUCCGACGAGCAAACCUGAUACACCCUCACAAGAUACCACCUUGACAGCAAGUUCUGCAAACUUUAGCCAGGAGCUUCAGAUGCACAUUGAAAGAGAACGUCAGAACCUGCAGAAGCUUCGUCAUUUGAAUGCAACUGGAGGACAACAAAACACCACCGCCCAAACUUCAACUUCGUUUAAAUCAGUUUCGCUGCAACCACCAUCACAACCAAGUGCUCCUCCUCGACGUCCGACGUUACCAAAUCAACCUGUUGCCUCUGACCCGCCAAAACGAGACCUCAAACUAACGCGUGAUCAAAUGUUAGCAGCUCAAGAGAUGUUCCGUGAUGCUAAUAAAGUCACUAAACCAGAAAAGGCAUUGAUUCUAGGGUUCAUGGCUGGGGCCAGAGAAAACCCAUUUCCAGAUCAGGGUCCAGUGAUAACAGUGAAAUUGAGUGAACAUACAGAAAUAAGUACUUCAGUGAACCCCCCACAAACACAACUUGUUGAAAUGUUGUUUGAAAUGAACUAUGAUACUGGACAUUGGAGAAGAUUGAAACGUACACGUGUUGUCGCUAGGCAACAACAGCCUGUAGAACUAGGUAGUCAACAAUGAACUCACAAUAUGAACUCAAUGAUACUCACAACCUCGUACCCAGGGUUUCACUGAUCCGCGGACUGACAAUUAUAAAUGAUCGAAUUUAAUUUAUAACGAAACGUCUCCAUGCGUGCGGUUUUAGCAUGUAAUUUCCAAAGACGAAAUAUGUUCUAUGGAAACCAAAGAGUUUCGACUACAGCAGCAUCUGACAGACCAAAU
Messenger RNA from Dendronephthya gigantea, 1819 nucleotides. Its product is annotated as negative elongation factor A-like. Gene Ontology annotation, biological process: negative regulation of transcription elongation by RNA polymerase II. The coding region runs from base 5 to 1618 and encodes 537 amino acids. Gene Ontology annotation, cellular component: NELF complex. The transcript has 10 exons. NCBI's taxonomy places the organism in Eukaryota, Metazoa, Cnidaria, Anthozoa, Malacalcyonacea, Nephtheidae. The record is from RefSeq and is a predicted model, not a curated record.